GCAAUGUGUGCCGUGUGUAUUUUUCUGCAAGGUAAAGGUGCGAUAUGAACAUUUAUAAACACAUGAAAAGCGGCUUAUUACUGUGUUAUGCCAGUAGAUUAAAGUUUAUAUAUAUAUACUUACGAUUAUUAGGAUGCUUUAAAGAUUUGGAACAAAAGUUUGUGUCUAUUAUUUUAUAAAACUUAUUUGUAACGUACACUUAUCAGACAGAUGCUAAUGUGCUUACCCGACAAUCACUAAUUAACGAUAUUGAUACCUUUUUUAGAUUGCCUAAAACUGAGUUAAACUAUAAAAAGCGACCUUUAAUAGCCAUAGUGUUGAUUAAAUUGCUGAAUUAGCAAGAAAAUGGCUGUUCGUGCGCAAUUCGAAAACAAUAAUGAAGUGGGGGUGUUUUCCAAACUGACAAAUCGCUACUGUCUUGUUGCAAUUGGCGGUUCCGAAAAUUUCUACAGUGUUUUUGAAUCGGAGCUUGCUGAUGUAAUUCCAGUUGUCCAUGCAUCAAUUGGUGGCUGUCGCAUAAUUGGAAGAAUGUGUGUUGGAAACCGCAAUGGUUUAAUGGUACCGAAUUCUACAACAGACCAAGAACUGCAACACAUUCGUAACUGUCUCCCAGAUGAAGUAAAGAUACAAAGAGUAGAAGAGCGACUGUCGGCUUUAGGAAAUGUGAUUGCCUGUAAUGAUUACGUUGCACUUGUUCACCCUGAUCUUGACCGAGAAACUGAAGAGAUUUUGGCUGAUGUGUUAAAAGUAGAAGUUUUCAGACAAACAGUAACUGAUCAAGUUUUGGUGGGAAGUUACUGCUGCUUUAGCAAUAAAGGUGGACUGGUUCACCCGAAAACUACAAUUGAGGAUCAGGAUGAGCUUUCCUCACUCAUACAAGUCCCUCUAGUGGCUGGGACAGUAAAUAGAGGAAGCGAGGUGAUUGGAGGGGGAAUGGUGGUGAACGAUUGGUGCGCUUUCUGUGGACUAGACACAACAAGUACAGAGAUUUCUGUUAUUGAAAGUGUGUUUAACCUUGGGGAGCAACACUCCUCAGCUAUAAAAAACAGAAUGCGGGAUUCUUUAAUCGAUGCAAUGGUGUGAUGGGGGUUGUAAUGACAAUUGUUUUAAACUGUUGCCAAAUUUAAUACUGAUGUUCCUUGUUUGUUUCAAAUAACAAAAUUAUGCUUCAAAAACGGAACUGGCCUUUUCUCUGGUGUUGUAUUUUAACCUGUUAAAUCAACAUUCAGCAAUUUUUAAUUUUUGGUUUAAUGUCAUUACUCGUUAGUACAAACAAAAGUUCCUGAAAAAGUUGGAAUACUUUAAAAUACAACUGUCUUUUAUAUGCUAAAAUAUUCACUUUCAUGCACAUGCACCAACUUCAAAGUUAUUAAUAUUAUAAUUUGAAUGUACAAACUUAAAAGCAAUGGCAGAUAAAAUAAUACAAACAUGCAUUGGUAAAG
Ciona intestinalis (vase tunicate) is the source of this 1442-nucleotide messenger RNA. RefSeq names its product eukaryotic translation initiation factor 6. Gene Ontology annotation, biological process: cytosolic ribosome assembly. The record is from RefSeq and is a predicted model, not a curated record. Lineage: Eukaryota; Metazoa; Chordata; Ascidiacea; Phlebobranchia; Cionidae. Gene Ontology annotation, molecular function: ribosome binding.